This is a messenger RNA of Chondrus crispus (carragheen), 408 nucleotides long. RefSeq lists its product as hypothetical. Bases 1 to 408 code for a protein of 135 amino acids. The transcript has a single exon. Lineage: Eukaryota; Rhodophyta; Florideophyceae; Gigartinales; Gigartinaceae. The record is from RefSeq and is a predicted model, not a curated record.
AUGGACACCUCGUGUCGCACUUUCGCUUCGCACUAUUGGGUCGGCGCUUCGCACAGCCUUGCUGCCCUUGCCACCUGGACUCUUCAUAUACAUCACGCUCCCACUCUUUGUAAGCGGGCUUGUUAUCUGUGCCGUGCUCUCACUCCUCUCAAGGGAAGUCUUGAUUCUCAUUGUGCUCGUGCUCUUUGUGAGCCUCUUAGCGAUUACCGACGUAGACUGACUCCUUGCCAUGGCUGCUUUACUAAUAGCUGCUUGACCAACGCCCCAAGGCGAGGCAUUUAUACCCUCUUCUUCUUUGCCAUUUUGCAACAACGUGGAAAUCUUGCUAAUUCCAGAUGUCCUUACUCGCGACGCAACCCGGCCUACGGCACUGAGGGUAGGACGGACUUGCGUGACUGGCUGCCGUGA